ACACACAUAAAUACAAACGCACACUCAGACACCUCAACUACAAAGAUCAAGACGCCAUACGGGUGAGGCCAAUGAAAAGACGAAAAAGAUUUACCUCUUAAGCAAUGCUCGCUGGAAGAUUACAGAAUAAUAAUCUAUUCAUGCAUAAUAGACACUGUGAGACCUGCGGCUUGGUCAAAUCGAUCGCGGGGUCAUUAUAGGAUGCAGACAACGAUAGCGCAAUAUGUAGUUCGUUGCUGACCAGUCAUGAGUCUGUAUGCCAUAAUAAAACCAGGUGUCCGUGAUUGAAAGAUACUACACCAUGUAAUGUGUUUUUUUUGCUUCUGUUGGAGGAAAGUAGUAUAGUUGGUGGAUGCUUACAAACUGCGUCUGUUAGUAGAUGCUGUCUACUUGAAAGGAAACGUGCAAUACAGUUUCAACUGUGAUAGAAGUAAUAAAUAGGACUACUUGCUGGGGUUUUUUGGGGGUCAGAUGUGAGGAAGUGCUGAUGGAUGUCUUUCUUUUGAAAUGUGUGCUGACAUUUUGUAAUUUUUGUUUCUGGAGUACAAGGCUUGAGAACAAAAUCAAAGUUGAACUAGAAAGUGAACGUGUCUCUCAUUGAGUUUCCACUGUCGCAUCUGAAAAAAGCAAAACAAUGCUGAGAUGAUCUCAUAUCCAAUGCGAAAAAGGGAAAAUUCGACAAUAUUUAUAGUGAAUGAAGGAAUGGAUAGAUCUAUACAAACUUGGUGAGAAGACCAGUGGUCGGUUUAUCCUUUACAUUAAGCUUUAAAGUCCUGCCAAGAACAAACGACGAAAGAACACAGAAACCAUUAAGGUAGAGCUCCUUGAAUCAAGAGAUAUCAAAACAAUGGACAGUGAAAAUAGACUGCCCAACGCAAAUCAAGAAAAAAGUGAUCCCCAGAAUGGCGGACAUUACGAAUCUUUUCACUCCGCCGUGAUGAACUCGGAUGAGGGCGGUGAAACUAUAGGUAGCUCUUCAACGAUUGAGGUAACAAUACAGAACACUAAACCAACGACGCCAUCGGAUGAACAACAGAUACAGAACAAGAAACUCAAAUGGAAAGCGACCGUUGUUGGGAUUCUGGUUCCUGUGAUGUACUUCGCUGGUGUUAUUCCCAGCGACACAAUUGCACCCCAGUACCUGGUCCACCGUCUGUCAGAGGAGCGGGGUCUCAACGUGACCUCCAGCCGGGUGGUCCUCUGUGGCAACUUGACAACAGACCCUGUGGUGAUGCAGGCCGACGAACUGGAAUCAGAGGCAUCCGACCUGAACCUAAACUACAGCUAUGCCCUCAGUGGCCCGGCAUUGAUCAUCUGCUUAUUCUUUGGUGGAUUUUCUGACACUUUCGGAAGGCGACCUCUUCUCAUCAUCUCAACUCUAGGAGGACUGAUUAGGAUGAUUUUGAACAUGGUUAUAGUCAAAUUUAACCUCCCUCUGUGGGUUUUCUACAUCGGUAGUGCCGUGGACGGCCUGUCGGGCUCCUUCUACACCAUGCUCCUAGCCAUCUUCUCCAGCAUCGCCGACGUUAAUCCCGAAAAGACCUCCAGAGUUUUCUGGAUCGCUGUUCUCACUGCCGCUAUGGCAUGUGAUACUAGCAUUUUCAGUAUUGUCACAGGAUUUUUAAUAGAUUCCCAAGGCUUCUUCUCCCCUUCGAUUUUAUGUGCAGGCGCCACAGCUGUAGCUUUCUUGGGUAGUCUGUUUUUGUUCCCUGAAACGUUUCCAGUGACGGAGAAAAGAGCACCCUUCAGUGUUUUCGGAAAUAUCAAACGUAUCUCUGGAUUUUUCUUGUUUACAGGAACGAUCAGAAAAAAAUUAACCUUUGCACUCUGUAUGGCGAUUUUCUUUUUCUCCGUCAUGAACGUGCUUGGUCUGAACAAAAUUGAUCCUUUAUAUCAGUUGCACGAGCCCUUUUGUUGGACAUCGUUGGAGAUAGGGAUUUAUCUCGGUGCGAGGCUGGCUGGGCAGUUUCUACUGGGUCUUGUUUUGCUGAGGCUUUUACAGUUGUGCAUUAAAGUGGAACUGAUAGCCCUUCUCGGAGCGUUCCUUCAAGCUGGGUCAUAUGUUGUGGAAGCAUUUGUCAUUAAAAACUGGCAGUUUGCUCUAGUUCCGGUGAUUGGCAUUCUGGGAACGACUGUGGUGCCAAUAGUCCGCGGAAUUGCGUCAUCAUUGGCUGACUCCAAAGACCAAGGCGCCAUCUUUUCAAGCAUCGCUGUCGUAGAAGUUCUGUGCCUGGUUGUCUCGAACACGUCCCUGCUCAAGGUCUACUCAGCGACCGUAGCGACCAUGCCAGGGGCUGUCUACUUGUUGUUGGCAGCCUACAGUGCAGCGGCAGCCCUUCUUUUAAUCGUCUUCCUCUGUGUGCGAGUGGAGCCGGGAGAAGGCACAACAUACGAGACUCUGGUGGAAGCGGACCAGAAACCUCAAAAAACAAUUAAGUCAUAGAUAGUUGUAGAAAGUGUUUUUAGUUUCAGUAAGAGCUGCCCGGCACUUUCAACGUGAUAACAUUUUAUAAGUGCCGGAGAUUGGAAGUGUAACUAGAGUGUAACAUACAAACAAAAGAAGGAGCAGAAAUAUUACGAUAGAAGGUUGAUAGGAAGAAAGAGCAAACUAUACCAGAGUGCCCGCCAGCCACCAACGUUCUAGAUAAGUGGACGUACAAAAGAAUAAUAGGACUGUAAACUGUGCAUGUUGGGAACAAUAUUUGAGAUGCCUUGUUGUUCAUGUACAAUAAACGCAAAAUUGAAUGCGCACAUGUUAUGCAAGUAAAUAGGUGUUUUUUAAAAAACGAAAAAAAAAGUUUUACUCUCUCACAGACACAAUUUAGGUUGUUUUGGAGACGGACUGCUUCGGCCAUGUCUGUCAUGACAUAUACCCGGGUCUAGAAGGUUACAUUAUCCGAGUAGAAAUACAAAGAAACCAUAUUCUACUGUCUUCCCUACACAAGAAUCGAACUCACUUCUUUUGAGUCUAACCGCGGAAAGUCUAUAAGCCUUACACAAUUAAUUAAGGUCAAUAUGAUGAUGUACAUAAUAAUAUGUUUCUCCUUCAAUGGCCUCCCUUGUAGUACUGUAAGUAUUAACAUAUUACAAAUAUUUCUCCUUAUACUAAAUACUUAAUGUGUUGUUGAGUGGUUCAAACGACACAAAUUAAUAACCAUUACAGCUGUAAAUAUUUCCCCCAAGGAUUGACCAUUUUAAAAUUAAUAAUAAAACUCUUAUAGAAGCAACACGACACAAUUUUGUAUAAAACAUCAUGAUAGCACCCUAUAAUCAUGCCCUCAUUCCUUCAAACCUGUGACAGUACCCUAGAGGCUGUAAUCGACUUAGGGUUCAGAUACUGCGUAAAACGUGCAGGCCCUCAGCCUGCUGCUACCGUACCAAAGCUCAAAGCUUCAGGGUUGGCCGCAAAGGAAAUGAAAUGGCUGCGAACUUCUUCAUUACUUACUUUAUGUUUUCAUGUUUGUGUUUUAUUAAAUUUUGUAUAAGCAAACUUUAUCUAUAAUAUAAUAAUAGUAUUUUCUUGAUGAAGUUAGAAGAUACUACUGUUAGUUGGUUAGUUUGUUUGGUCUUUUGGUUUUGCUUCCUUGUUUGUUUGUUUGUUUGUUUGCUUGUUUGUUGUUGUUUUUUUUUGGGUGUGUUUUUUCUGGGGCUUCUUGGGAUUCGUGCGUGAAAUCAUGAAAAAAGUACAACCGUAGAAAGUUUAUUCGAACAGUGUGGUUCCUAUAUAUAAGUAAUGUGAGCGCCUCUGUGAGUAAGAAAAUAAAAUAAUCUGUAUGUUUGUUAUUUCUGUUUUGUAUAGGAAGACGUAAUUGGUGAUAUUCUACUCACAAAACCUAACCUAAGCUACCUGUUUAUUAUGUAUGAUUUUCUUCAACUAAUUUGAAUAAACUGAUGUUCCAAUUAAAA
Messenger RNA from Aplysia californica (California sea hare), 3906 nucleotides. RefSeq names its product proton-coupled folate transporter. The record is from RefSeq and is a predicted model, not a curated record. Gene Ontology annotation, cellular component: membrane. Gene Ontology annotation, molecular function: transmembrane transporter activity. NCBI's taxonomy places the organism in Eukaryota, Metazoa, Mollusca, Gastropoda, Aplysiida, Aplysiidae. The coding region runs from base 848 to 2443 and encodes 531 amino acids. Gene Ontology annotation, biological process: transmembrane transport. The transcript has 8 exons.